This is a messenger RNA of Engraulis encrasicolus (European anchovy), 1170 nucleotides long. RefSeq names its product RAB6B, member RAS oncogene family b (gene rab6bb). The transcript is spliced from 8 exons. Gene Ontology annotation, molecular function: GTPase activity; GTP binding. Bases 123 to 749 code for a protein of 208 amino acids. Gene Ontology annotation, biological process: vesicle-mediated transport. The record is from RefSeq and is a predicted model, not a curated record. Lineage: Eukaryota; Metazoa; Chordata; Actinopteri; Clupeiformes; Engraulidae.
UACGGUGCCGCAACAUAGCCACAGAUCGGGACACCACACCGGAGGAGAAAUUGAUAUACGUUCCCCGAUCACCGGCAGGCCCGGCACGGAUCGUUGCACAUUGAAGCCACAUCACUGCAGUCAUGUCGGUGGCGAAUGACUUCGGGAACCCGCUGCGGAAAUUCAAACUCGUGUUUUUGGGAGAGCAGAGCGUUGGAAAAACCUCCCUGAUCACCAGAUUCAUGUAUGAUAGCUUCGACAACACCUACCAGGCAACUAUUGGGAUCGACUUCCUAUCAAAAACCAUGUAUCUGGAGGACCGAACAGUGCGGCUGCAGUUGUGGGACACUGCGGGUCAGGAGAGAUUCCGAAGCCUCAUCCCCAGCUACAUCCGAGACUCCACCGUCGCUGUGGUCGUCUAUGACAUCACCAAUGUGACCUCAUUCCAGCUGACCUCCAAAUGGAUUGAAGAGGUGCGGUCAGAGAGGGGGAGUGAUGUCAUCAUCAUGUUAGUGGGCAACAAGACAGAUCUGGAGGAGAAGAGGCAGAUCACCACUGAGGAAGGGGAGAGGAAGGCCAGAGAGCUGAGCGUCAUGUUCAUAGAGACAAGCGCCAAGAACGGAUGCAACGUCAAACAGCUGUUCAGGCGUGUGGCAGCUGCAUUACCCGGGAUGGAAAGUUUGGAUGAGCCCAGCAAAGAUGGCAUGAUUGACAUCAAACUGGACAAACAGCCCGAAGACUCCGCCCCCAAGUCCCGCUGCUCCUGCUAACACCGCGUGAUGAUCGGACAGCCUUAUUUAUGACAUGCUUGUUGUAUCGCUUUCUAUUGGUCAGAGUCAAGCUGGGACCCCUCUCUGAUUGGAUGUUGGCCUGUUUAACUACCUGAAUGCGAAUGAGGGGAAUGUAUGUAGGCUGGGAGGAGGGCGUACCUUUCUAGCAAAGGCAAGGGGGGUGGGCGGGGCAAGAAGAGCUGGUGCCUGCGGGCGAAUGUAGUCCAAAGAGUUUAGCUUUAAGGAACUGGGCUUCUUCUUUGAGUUUGAAGACGUUUCGCUCCGAGAGCAACUGGACUUCUGCUUGGCGUCCUCUUUCGGAGCGCGACGUCUUCAAUCUCAAAGAGGACGUCCAGUUGCUUACAGCUGAACUCUUUGGAUGAAUAUGACCUGAAUGAAUGAGGCUCUUCACAGACGUCAC